Colletotrichum fioriniae is the source of this 300-nucleotide messenger RNA. RefSeq lists its product as uncharacterized. The record is from RefSeq and is a predicted model, not a curated record. NCBI's taxonomy places the organism in Eukaryota, Fungi, Ascomycota, Sordariomycetes, Glomerellales, Glomerellaceae.
AUGCAACUCCCCUCCAUCCUACUCUUCGCCGCCACCGCCGCCGCCCUCGCCCUCCCGGAACCCAUCCCCAAACCCAACCCGGAGUCCUGCGACGAGACGUGCCCGAACCCCUGCCGGCAGGCCAACCGCAACACCUACUGCACGGGGGCCAAGAAGUCCGUCACCGGCGGGCCCCUGCCGGCGGCGUACAAGAACCAGUGGAACUGUCCCGCGGGCAGCAGCAACCCGCCCAGGUCGUAUAUCCAGAUGACCCAGAAUGGGGGUGCUGAGGGAGGUGUUACUGUUUUCUGCACUAUUUAG